Papaver somniferum (opium poppy) is the source of this 1798-nucleotide messenger RNA. Its product is annotated as protein-tyrosine sulfotransferase-like. The coding region runs from base 243 to 1742 and encodes 499 amino acids. The transcript is spliced from 13 exons. The record is from RefSeq and is a predicted model, not a curated record. Gene Ontology annotation, cellular component: membrane. Gene Ontology annotation, molecular function: heparan sulfate 6-sulfotransferase activity. Lineage: Eukaryota; Viridiplantae; Streptophyta; Magnoliopsida; Ranunculales; Papaveraceae.
CACAUGAACUUGUCUUUCUCUGUUUUUCCUCUUGUAGUAAGGUCUCGAUUUAACUGUAGAAAUUUAGAUUUUUUUAUUUAGGGUUUUUGUGUAAUGUAGAGAGUUAAAAGAAUGGGAUUAUAAUCUUCGAACUGUGUUUGUGGACCCUAUAAAGAGUGAGUGUUGUCAGGUAGAAUUCCAACAAUUUUGGUGGGAUUUAUGAACACGAGAUCUAGAAAGAGGAGAGAUUGAUAGGGGAGUAUAUGGCUUCUAUUCAGAAUUUGGCGCUACUGGUAAUGCUCCUGGCAUUGGUAACUACUGCAGUUGGUGACAUUUCCACUGAGGAAGAUUUUGUGGGUUGCCAAAAUACUGUGAGGAAGUGGGCAGCUUCUUCGGAUGACAAAGUCAAAGAAGACAAACAUACGCUGCAGGACUUGCUUUUCUUUCUUCAUGUUCCUAGGACUGGAGGACGCACCUAUUUCCACUGCUUUUUGAGAAAACUCUAUGCUAGUGCUCAUGAGUGUCCUCGUUCUUAUGACAAACUGCGCUUUGACCCAAGCAAGCCAGAUUGCAGGUUAAUGGUCACUCAUGAUGACUAUAGCAUGAUGUCAAAGCUCCCGAAGGAGAGAACGUCAGUGGUUACAAUACUGCGAAACCCCAUAGAUCGUGUCUUUAGUACUUACGAAUUCUCAGUAGAGGUUGCAGCUAGGUUUCUAGUCCAUCCAAACUUAACUUCUGCAACACAAAUGACAGGACGAAUACGUCCAAAGAACAAUGGUGUGAGUACAUUGGAUAUAUGGCCAUGGAAGUAUUUGGUUCCCUGGAUGAGGGAAGAUCUAUUUAGAAGGAGAGAUGCUAGAAAACAGAGGUUUUAUAAAGAUGUCAAAGGAAGCUAUGAUUCUUACAACAUGGAAGAGACCGUCAUGCCAUUACACGACUUUAUUAACCACCCUGUAGCUCAUGACAUCAUCCACAAUGGAGCCACUUUUCAGGUUGCUGGACUGACAAACAACUCUUGUUUAUCUGAAUCACAUGAAGUGCGUCACUGUGUCAGAAAGUAUCAGACUCUAGGAACUUAUGUGCUGGACAUAGCAAAGAAGAGGCUCAGUGAUAUGCUGUAUGUUGGUCUCACUGAGGAUCAUAAAGAAUCGGCAACAAUGUUCGCGAACGUGGUUGGGACACAGAUUCUGUCCCAGUUUGAAGCAUUAAACUCCAAUAGUGACAAAACUGCUAAUAGCAAAACAGAACUGAGCUCUUCAUUUCCAGAUUCGGAGCAUGAUACUAAUCACCUUCAGAAUAGCACAGAUGACCAAAAAGAAAGUGAAACAUCUUCAUUAGGAGCUGUUGAUACGACAAAUGGAACUAUGACCGUUGGGAAAUUAAUGGAUGCUUACGAAGUGUGCAUUUCUAGUUUAAGAAAAGCCCAAGGACGCCGGCGCAUUGCUUCUCUUAAAAGAAUCUCCCCUGCUAACUUCUCCAAAGACGCACGGCGUCAGGUUCCUGAUGUGAUCCUUCAAGAAAUAAACUCGCUGAACAGACUUGACGUAGAAUUGUAUAAGCAUGCAAAAGAGAUUUUCUCACAAGAGAGGAAACAUCUUGCAGAAAAGUUGGUUGAAGCAGUGGAGCAAAAGAAUGCCUUGGGCAGUUUAUAUGGGACUAGUACAUGGAGGCCAUUUUUAUUAGCCAUUGCCGUGCUUCUCCUCCUUUUGCUCACAUUUUUCAUUGUAAAGGCAAGAAAACAAACAUCAAAACUCAAAGUGUGAUCAAUUUAAAUCUAACAUAGUAUAAAUUAGAUAUGCAAGAGCAUUUAUUUUCAGAA